AUGGCGCCCGCUUUGAGCGUGCUCCUGUCGUCCGUCGCCGUGGCGGCGGCGGCCCCGAGCGGGGGCAAGAAGAUGGUGACCAAGGCCAUGCGCCCGCGGGGCCGGACGCUCAAGGCCGAGGCCAUCGGCCGCGUGAAGAAGUUCAACGACCACGCGUCGCGGCUGACGGGCAAGACCUUCUCGUCCGUGGCGUCGACGAAGGCGGCGGAGGCGAGCAGCACGUCGCCGAACCGGGAGAUGCAGUCCUACUGGGACUACCCCAUGACGCUGGACUACGUCGUCGACAUCGCCGUCGCCGCGAACUCGAGCGCGAAAUACUCCGAGUACCAGGUCAUCGUCGACACGGGCUCGUCGAACCUGGCGAUCUCCCUGGAGUCGUGCUCCUGCGGCGAGGGGUCGAGCGAUUUGGACGUGUCCAUCGACGAGGACGAGUGCAUCGAGGUGACCUACGGGUCGGGCGCGUGGUCCGGGUACGAGACGGCGACGCUGUCGGUCGGCUUCGUCGAGGGCGCGGGGCCCGACGGCGUCAUCGUCGACGACACGACCAUCGCGGGCAUCGCGUCCCAGACCGACUUCUUCGAGGGCGGCGGCUACAACGGCAUCCUGGGCCUCGGCUACUCGGACCUUUCCGAGCCGUACUCGGCGUCCGAGUGCUCGUCGAGCUCCGGCAUGUCAGGCGGCGGCGGCAUGGGCGGCGGCGGCAUGUCCGGCGGCGGCGGCGGCGGCGACAUGGGCGGCGGCGGCCAGAUGGGCGGCGGCGGCAUGCAGGGCGGCCACAAGAAGUCGACGGGCCGGUCGUCGGGCCGGUCGUCGCAGCAGGGCGGCAUGGGCGGCCAGCAGCAGCAGGGCGGCAUGGGCGCGCCGGCGCCGGGCCCGGGCCGCAAGCUCGAGGAGACGGCGGCGACGCCCCUGCUCGACGUCUUCUACGAGGACGGCCUGCUCAACGAGAACGUGUUCACGCUCGCGUUCUGCUCGAACACGGCGUCCUUCGCCAUCGGCGGCGUCGACGAGUCCGUGCUCGAGUCGAACAUCACCUACGUGGACGUCCAGGAGACCUACGGCUACUUCUACGGCUACUACCUCGUCUACCUCGAGGGCGUCGCCGUCGACGGCGUCGACGUCUCCGGCGUGUCCGCGUCGUCGCUCAACGAGCUCGGCGGCGUCCUCGUCGACUCGGGCACGACCCUCGUCUACCUGCCGUCGACGAUGACGUCCAAGAUCGAGGCCGACGUCCAGUCCGCGGCGGGCUCGUCCGUCGCGAGCAACCGCUUCUUCGAGAUGGAGAGCUGCGUGUCCGCGGACGACCUCGACUCCUUCCCGACGAUCACGCUCGAGCUCAGCGGCUACGACCUCAAGCUGGAGCCCACGGAGUACACGCUCAAGUACGACGACUGCUACUACUGGGGCAUCAUGUCGUCGGACGUCGGCAUCAUCGGCAACAUCGCGCUGCAGAACAAGAUGAUCGUCUUCGACCGCGACAACAACAAGGUCGGCUUCGCGAAGACGGACUGCGGCCCGGGCCAGGCGACGACCAAGUCCUCCUCGACGUCCUCCGCGUCGAAGAAGGCGGAGCGCCAGGCCGCGCGGUCGCCCGCGAACGCGCCCGCGAUGCUCAACGCGGUCCGCGGCGUCGAGAAGUCGAACAUCUUCACGUCCUUCUCGGCGCUGAGCGGCCUCGUCGUCGUCGCGGCGCUCCUCGCCGUCGUCGCGGCGAAGCGCCAAUCGGCCUACGAGCCCAUCCCCGUCGAGGAGGAGGUCUAG
This is a messenger RNA of Aureococcus anophagefferens, 1761 nucleotides long. RefSeq lists its product as hypothetical. The record is from RefSeq and is a predicted model, not a curated record. Gene Ontology annotation, biological process: proteolysis. Bases 1 to 1761 code for a protein of 586 amino acids. Lineage: Eukaryota; Pelagophyceae; Pelagomonadales; Pelagomonadaceae. Gene Ontology annotation, molecular function: aspartic-type endopeptidase activity. The transcript has a single exon.